UGGAUCAUAUGUUCCAUUAACCGUUUUCCGAGAUACCUUGCUUAAGUAGAAUACUUAUAGAAUAAUCGUGGGGUCGGUUAGAGUGAAAAUACAUGAUCAUGUUGUCUCUAACUAAAUUAGUGGUAACUCCGUUAGUUAAAAAAAUGCCAAGCGCCAGUAGAAAUAAGCUAAUCCUUAUAUCUUCGGUGAGAAGUAUGUCAAAGAUGCCUGAGGAGCAAAAAAUAAAUGUGAAAGGGGUGGAUAUUAACUAUCUAAAAGUCGGCAGUGGUUCUCAUCCGGUUCUUCUUCUACCAGGUACACUAGGAUCGAUAUGGACGGAUUUCAAGCCUCAAGUGACAAACAUGGAUAGGGAGAAGUUUACGCUGAUCGCAUGGGACCCUCCUGGUUAUGGGAAAUCCCGUCCACCAAACCGAACUUUUCCGCUGGACUUCUUCGCUAGGGACGCGGGCAUUGCCUACGAAUUGAUGAAGGUUAUUGGGUACGACAAAUUCUCUCUGAUCGGGUGGAGUGGUGGCGGAAUUACUUCCAUUUUUAUGGCAGCCAACAACCCGGAGAGCAUAGAUAAAAUGGUUAUCCUUGGGACCAAUUCUUAUCUGGUACCCGAAGAACUAGCGAUAUACAAAAGUGUAAGAAACAUAGACUCCUGGUCAGAGCGCAUGAGGGCCCCGAUGAUAGACACAUACGGCGAAGGAUACUUCAGAAGUACCUGGGCCGCAUGGGUUGACGGAAUGGCGGCAAUAUUCGAGAAAAACGAUGGAAAUAUUUGCAAGGAUUUACUACCCAAGGUCAAGUGCCCCACGCUCAUCAUGCAUGGUGCAAAGGACGUUAUGCUCUGGAAAGACCACCCGACUUACCUAGAAAAGAAUAUCAAAGACUCGAAACUUUACAUAUUUCCGGAAGGUGGACACAACCUGCACCUGAGAUUUUGGGAAGAGUUCAAUCGGGUUUCCACCGAAUUUUUAAUCAACGGAAAGAUUUAGAACAUUUAUUACGGUCGGCGUUUUCUGUGCAAUGAAUCACUGCUAAUCUUCUAAUAGAUUAGGUCAUUUAAUCUGCGAUGCGAAACAAUUUGUGCAAUGGAAUAUGAAUCUAGAUCAUCCUCUUUAUUUUUGUUAACUGAUUCAAACUUGUAUCUGAGAUUUGUAAAUAAGAAAUAUAUUUUUACACCAACAUUUUUUAAUUUGCUUAUAUCGAACGAUUGUUAGCUUAAUAUUUGUCAUUUUUGUCCACAUGUAUUGGUAUUAUUAAUGUUGUACUGUAUCCGUCAACCAUUAGGAAAUUUUGAGGAAAUUACGUCUAUUAUAUUCUGAAAAUAUUUUGUUCAAAUAUCUGUGUAGUGUUGAAUUAAUAUAUUAUUUUAUUUUUGCCAAA
Molecule: messenger RNA, 1371 nt
Organism: Athalia rosae (coleseed sawfly)
Lineage: Eukaryota; Metazoa; Arthropoda; Insecta; Hymenoptera; Athaliidae
Product: valacyclovir hydrolase
Exons: 5
Coding region: 93-980 (295 amino acids)
Source: RefSeq, a predicted model, not a curated record